GGUACACUGGCAGGGUCCCAGAAACACCGGCUUCUUGAAGGAGCCAUAGAGAAACGGUAUCCAGGCUAGUUCCCAUCGUAGUCAACUGUCUCCCUCAUAGCAACGGUUAUACUCACCGUUAGGACAAGAAAGGGUAGAGUACUUGAGAAGAUCAUCAAUUUCACAGGUCCCAUAUACUCCACUGGAAAUUGAUUAAACUUCGACGGCGGUUUGUCUUAUUGGUGCGACGUUUCGACGUUCGAUAUUCUUCCGAAAUAGAUCAGGCGCUCCUGGCUCUGGUCCUAGGCUGGCGUCCUUGGUCUCCGGAUAAUUUCACCCAUGAUCUGGUGUUACAGAAAAGAGGACGUGCCAACGCUGUGGGGUUCUUUAAUCUAUUCAGCAACGCCAUGGCGAGACGCUUUCUUCGUUGAAGAAGUAUAAAAGGGCCAUGCUGAUCGCCCGUCUCUCAGUUGCUCUGCAAGCCCAGUUCCAUCAUCAUUCUUUCAUUCCGCCUUUGAUCGAGCAGGCUCUUUACCCUCAUUGGCAUACCUUUGAUAACUUGUUUCUUUCACUUCUAUCCUCACUUUUCUCUCACCAUGAGCUUCUCCAAGAUUGCCUCUCUCACCGGCUUGCUUGCCUCGGCCUCGCUCGUUGCCGGGCACGGCUACGUCUCCGGUAUCGUUGCCGACGGCAAAUACUACGGCGGAUAUCUCGUCGACAAGUACGCCUACGGAGAUAACCCGCCCGACACCGUCGGCUGGUCGAGCACGGCCACCGACCUGGGCUUCGUGGACGGCACCCAGUACGACAGCGAGGACAUCAUCUGCCACGAGGAGGCCAAGCCCGGCGCCCUGACGGCUCCCGUGACCGCCGGCUCCAAGGUCGACAUUCAGUGGACGGAGUGGCCCGAGAGCCACCACGGCCCCCUGAUCACGUACCUGGCGGACUGCGGCGCAGACUGCUCAACGGUCGACAAGACGACCCUCAAGUUCUUCAAGAUCGACGCCAAGGGCGUCACUGACCCGGAGGCCGCGAACCCCGGCGUCUGGGCCUCGGACGACAUGAUUGCCAACAACGGCACCUGGACCGUGACGAUCCCGGCCGCCAUUGCGGACGGCAACUACGUGCUCCGCAACGAGAUCAUCGGCCUCCACUCCGCCGGCCAGGUCGACGGCGCGCAGAACUACCCCCAGUGCGUCAACAUCAAGGUCACUGGCGGCGGUGACGCCAAGCCCGAGGGAACCGCGGGCCCUGCCCUGUACAAGGACACCGACCCCGGCAUCCACUUCGAUCUGUACCAGGGUGACCUGACCAAGUACCCGAUGCCCGGACCGGAGCUGUUCGAGGCUUAAGCGAGACUUGACUUGAGUUGGUUGAUGAUAUUGUCUAUAGUGGUGCUGUUGUGUCAUGUAUAUAUUGAUUUAGGAGUUGUUUGCAGUCAUGUGGAGUGGAUCUUCCAUACUUACCUUCAUCUUCGUAUCUGUGUUUAUACAUGGAUC
Molecule: messenger RNA, 1478 nt
Organism: Aspergillus candidus
Lineage: Eukaryota; Fungi; Ascomycota; Eurotiomycetes; Eurotiales; Aspergillaceae
Product: lytic polysaccharide monooxygenase auxiliary activity family 9 protein
Exons: 2
Coding region: 576-1331 (251 amino acids)
Source: RefSeq, a predicted model, not a curated record